UGCUAAAUGCAGAGAACCCAUUCCAUUUCCAGGUGGCAUUUGUUCCUCACUUGGGCACAAGGUCAACCAGACUCCCUACAUUCAGGCAGAACCUUCAGAAAAUAAGCACAUUGCUUAAUCGUGCUAUCUGUUUCGUCCUUAUCCUUUCCACGUCAAAACUAGGCUUUGAUUGUUCUGUAUUAAACAAAAUCCGAUACAAGAGUUGCUGUUGACCAUGAACGCUGAUGAGACCCAGCCGCUAGAGCCGUCUCUGCCGCCGUCCAGGCCGUCGAGCUGGAGCAGCAGCGGGAGCAACGGCGGUGUCGAGUACACGAGCCUCCGGGAUAUGCUCGCCGAGGCCGGUGCCGGUCCCGGGAGCGGCGGCGGCAGUUUCUGGGACACGGCCGGCCCCACGAUCGACUUCGACGCGUCCAACAUCAACAUCCGCAACCAACUGCUGAAGCACGCCGCGUCGGCGUACCUCCAGUCGGCGAUCGUCGUCCCGCCGCGGGACCGUGGGUGCCUCAGCAGAUUGUGGACGUGGCUGCUGCACCGCCGGCGGUGCCGCAUCCUGCUGCGCCCGUGUCCGGAAUGCUGCAGCGCCGGGGACCCAGCGCGCCUCUGCGCCGCGUCCGUCGCCGGCUCGGCGCGCCGGCUCGGCGCCUUCCUCUCCGGCUGCGUCGCUCGCGUGUGGACAUAGAAACAUGCGUCACCGACUCGCCAUCGAUUGGAGGUGAGGUGAAUGCUAGAUUUGUAAUAGCUGAAAACAUACGAUGCGAUUGAACAGAUAGAUUGACGGCGGAGGCCGAAGGAAGGAGAUGGUGAGAUGUUC
Zea mays is the source of this 811-nucleotide messenger RNA. RefSeq lists its product as uncharacterized. The record is from RefSeq and is marked validated. Bases 215 to 679 code for a protein of 154 amino acids. NCBI's taxonomy places the organism in Eukaryota, Viridiplantae, Streptophyta, Magnoliopsida, Poales, Poaceae. The transcript has a single exon.